AUGGAGUGGCAAGGAGGUGAGCCCAUACACUUCCUACACACUAAUCUUGACCAGCUUAUGCAGCAACACUCCUGCAGCCACAUCCUCAUCGUUGGCGACCUAAAUCAACACUUGGUUGCUAGAGUGUUUGACGAUCUCCUCACUGUACAUGGCCUUACAAACCAUGUCACCUUUCCCACCCACAACUCUGGCUCUUCCCUGGAUCCUGUUAUUAGUGAUCUGCCAGAGGAUAUUGUCACCUGUCGUCCCCUUGGUGCCGUGGGAUCCUCAGACCACCUGGCUGUCCUCAGCACGAUUCAAGUCGCCACACUGAGGGACGCCCCUAUGAUGCGUACUAACUGGCUCUGGGGCAAAGCCGAUUGGGAGGGACUUCAGGAAGCCCUCUGUUGCACUCCCUGGCAUACCAUCCUCACAGGUGACGUGGACGAACAGGUCAGCACUUUCACAAGUACUGUUCUUUCCCUUCAGAACACUUACGUCCCUAACCAUACCUUCAAGGUCAAGCCUCGUGACCAGCCUUGGUUUGGGUACGAGUGUAGGAUGGCUGCCGACGCUAAGAGCAGGGCAUGGAGACGCUUUAAAGAACAUCCAACCUAUAUAAACAAGCUGCUCCACAAAGAAGAGUGUGCCAACAUGCGAAGUGUGCAGCGUUUGGCUCAACAACGAUGGCAGGACGACUUGAAGUCACGACUCUCUGGCCGCUCUGUGGGAAGCAAGGCUUGGUGGACUGCCCUCAAGGACCAACAAGGCCUCGCUCCUGAAGACCAAAUUCCUCCAUUAGACAGGGCGGACGGCUCGGUAGCCACCAGAAGCAACGACAAGGCAGAGGUAUUGGCAGCAUACUUCUCAGGGAAGAUGACUGUCCCUGACCCUGAACGUCACCCACCUGCCAUGGCUCAACUCAACACCGCCUCUCUCCAAUUCAUCACUAUUACCACUGAGGAUGUCAAGCAACAAUUGCUCAAGGUCGACACCAAGAAGGCCCUUGGACCAGAUGGGAUAUCUCCACACAUCCUCAACCACUGCGCAGCCCAGCUUGCAGGCCCCAUCACCACCAUUUUUUAG
Eriocheir sinensis (Chinese mitten crab) is the source of this 1065-nucleotide messenger RNA. RefSeq lists its product as uncharacterized. The coding region runs from base 1 to 1065 and encodes 354 amino acids. The record is from RefSeq and is a predicted model, not a curated record. Lineage: Eukaryota; Metazoa; Arthropoda; Malacostraca; Decapoda; Varunidae. The transcript has 2 exons.